AGGCAAUGAGGUCACCCCAAAAUGGUGGCGUCCUGUCAAGCUAGCUAGGUUAAAUUAAGAUAUUAAAUUGUUAAUUUCUGUGGUUUUAUCUAUUUAUUUUUUGUUUUUUUUAAUUAGGCAGGAUGUUUUUUCAUGUAUAUUUGAGCAAUACAAGUGCCAAUUGCAUGUUUCACUUCCGCUUUAAUAUUGCAGUCAUCACACUUUUACUUUUAUUCUCAAUUUAUAGAAAUGGCUGCUGCAAACUAUCUGUUGUCUGAAGAUCAGUUUCUGUGCUCCAUCUGUCUGGAUGUGUUCACUGAUCCUGUCAGCACACCGUGUGGACACAACUUCUGCAAAACCUGCAUCAACAAACACUGGAAUAAUAAUGACCAGUACCAGUGUCCCUUGUGUAAAGAGGCUUUUACAACAAGACCUGAUUUGAGGGUCAACACUUUGCUCUCUGAGAUGGUUGUUCAGUUCAGACAGUCAGCUCAACUGAAAUCCAGCAGCAGCAGCUCAGAGCAACAAGUGUGCAAACCAGGAGAAGUUCCCUGUGACGUCUGCACUGGAACCAAACUGAAGGCCCUGAAGUCCUGCCUGGUGUGUCUGGUCUCCUACUGUGAGACUCACCUGGAGCCUCAUCUGACAGUGUCAGGUCUGAAAAGACAUCAGCUGAUCGACGCUGUGGAGAACCUGGAAGGCAGGAUGUGUACGAAGCACAAUAAACCUCUGGAGCUGUUCUGUAGGACCGACCAGACGUGUGUCUGCAUGCUCUGCACUGUUUUAGACCACAAGAUGCAUGAUGUUGUUCCUCUGAAAGAAGAAUAUGAAGAAAAGAAGGCUGAGCUGGAGUCUGAAAUUCAGCAGAUGAUCCAGAAGAGACGAUUGAAGAUUCAGGAGAUCAAACACUCAGUCGACCUCAGUGAAAAAGAUGCAGACAGAGAGAUAUCAGAAGGAGUUCAGGUCUUCACUGCUCUGAAGGAGUCUGUAGAUAGAGGCCAAGCCAAUUUCAUCGAAAUGAUCAAAGAGAAGCAGAAAACAACUGAAAACCAGGCUGAAGGCUUCAUCAAAGAGCUGGAACAGGAAAUCUCUGAGCUACAGAAGAGAAGCACUGAGGUGGAGCAGCUCUCACGCUCUGAAGACCACCUCCAUCUCCUCCAGUCCCUAAACACCCACCACCCAACACUCACCAAGAACUGGACAGAGGUCAGCGUUCGUCCAUCAUCAUAUGAGGGGACUGUGGUGAGAGCUGUGGCUCAGCUGGAGGAGACACUCAGUGAAGAGAUGAAGAAGCUACUGCUGAAGUCUGAGCUGAUGAUGGUCCAGCAGUAUGCAGUGGAUGUGACUCUUGAUCCUGAUACAGCAAAUCCCUACCUCAUCCUGUCAUGUGGUGGGAAACAGGUGAAACAUGGUAAAGUGAAGAAGAAUCUCCCGGACAAUCCAGAGAGAUUUUCUCGUUAUAAUAAUGUUUUAGCAAAGCAGAGUUUCUCUUCAAGCAGAUUUUACUUUGAUGUUCAAGUUAAAGGAAAGACUGCCUGGGACUUAGGAGUGGUCAGAGAGUCCAUCGACAGGAAGGGAGUAGUUGCACUAAGGCCAAAGAAUGGUUACUGGACUAUAUGUUUGAGAAAUGAGAAUGAGUACUACGCACAUACUGGCACACCAGUCAGUCUCUCUCUGAAGUCUCCUCCUCAGAAGGUGGGGGUGUUUGUGGAUUAUGAGGAGGGUCUGGUGUUCUUCUAUGACGUAGAUGCUGUAGCUCUCAUCUACUCCUUUACUGGCUGCUCCUUCACUGAGAAACUCUUCCCAUUCUUCAGUCCCUAUAGUAAUCAUGAUGGUAAAAACUCUGCACCUCUGAUCAUCUGUCCUGUCAGAGUAAAAUAAUCACUUAUCUCCUUUCAUGUAUUGAUUUACUUUUAUUCAGGAGAACAAAUAUACAUACACAAAGUCAGUGUUUUACCUGCAGCAGAUGAUGUUCUGCGUAUCCCUAUUUUAGAGAACCAGACACGCUCCACACUGACUGUGUGUGCAGUUUAUUACAAAAUGACUAAAAAUGAAAGAUUUUUGCUGAAAUGUUUCUCAAUAUUUCAGUUUCGAACAAAGAUCAAUUUAAUAUUAAGGCUUAUUACAUGCCUGUAGUGUCUACAGAAUAUAGCAUGUGUCAUUCUGAAAUAUAAAAUAAUGGAGUUAAUCAAUCGAUGCUAACAGAAGGUUGUGUGUUUAAUUAACUGUCACUUUGGUAACUUUUGUUUGUUUUGAGAUAACAUGUAUUAUAGUUUAAAAUCACUGAAAUCUGUAAAUAUGUGAUUGUAAAAUAAAAACUGUAAAAUAAACUACUUGGUGAUCACAAGACGUGAGUAAGCAGUGACUUGAGCACUAAAUGCUUAUCAGAAAAGCCUGGAUAAAAUAGUAUUUAAUGAUAAAAACAGU
This is a messenger RNA of Centropristis striata (black sea bass), 2406 nucleotides long. RefSeq names its product E3 ubiquitin-protein ligase TRIM21-like. The transcript has a single exon. Gene Ontology annotation, molecular function: zinc ion binding; protein binding. NCBI's taxonomy places the organism in Eukaryota, Metazoa, Chordata, Actinopteri, Perciformes, Serranidae. The record is from RefSeq and is a predicted model, not a curated record. Bases 229 to 1860 code for a protein of 543 amino acids.